AUGCUUGACGUACUCCGUCAUGGACCGUAUUCUCCCAACGCCACUCACUUUGAGAUCCUCAGCAGCAACCAAAUUUUAGAGCCCAGAGAGUAUUUUUUUGGGUACUCAUCGCAUGACAACGACACUCUUCCGAUGGACUCGCACUCUAGAAUCACAAAAAGUGGUGCGAGUCAUCGAAUGAACAGACCAAAAUGUGCCUGCGACGAAUGUCAAUUCGAGUUCGAAUAUGAGACCCUGACACUUACGCCGCCCUCAGACUUCACCCGCACGCUCAAUGACGAUGAAGUUCGCUCUCUGCUGUCCGGUUUCAUCAAAGAUGCCACUAUUGCCAGAGCUUUCUUGAAGAAUAGCCUGGAGAAUCAUGGGGACGCUAUCAUGUCGCGGUGGAGGAAGAUGAGCCAAGCCAAACGUCGGGCAGUUCUCGAAAAAAUCGAGCCCCCCAUUGCAAACGAGAUAAGGUCGGACAUGCGAUGCCUGUAUGAUUCGAGAGUCACCCACUUGGGUAACAGAGAUAGCAUCAUUCGGAAGCAGUUUUUAUUGCCAUGGUUGAGCAUUAACCGGCUUACGGCCAAUGUAUCCGUAUUGUUUGCCUUGUUGCACGUUCGAACCGAGUACCAUCCAUAUGAGUGGGCAUUUUUUGACUUGUGUCAGCUAGGUGAACCCUGGAAACACGAAUACCUCAAACUCGAGUACUCAGACAAAUUUAUCUACAUGCAGGGAGCACGAUAUGGGUCAGUUGUGGAGGACAGUCAUUAUGGUGUUGUCCACCACGUUCUUGGGUUACCCUUUCCUCAAGCAUCGUCGGUCCUGGAGGCACAGGCACAUUUGAUGACUUUACUCUGCAAAAUUGUUGAGGGCGUACUCCAUGGUGCCGAUACUUCAAUUAUUCAUGGUUGUGAUAGAUGGAAUUCUCAAGUCGCUUCUGGAUGCAAGCACAUCGGGAAGGUCGAGUACUGGUCAACCUACAUUAACCAACCAUUUUCGAGGCCAGUAGGCGAAGAUCUGGAUUACAUCAUCUCUUUGGUGAGAUCCCGAAUAGAGGAAACUGAAGAUCACUUCUACAGCCUUCAGAUGAAGCCAGCAUACUUUCGACAACAUAUCAAAAAUACGUACAACAAUACGCACUCCCAAACGAUCGCAGAGGCUGAAGCCAGGUUGGGUGAUGCCUUGUUUGUUGAAUGUAUCCUGCUUUUCUCUCUUGGAGACUGUGAGCAACAAUGCAUCGAGUUGAAGAAGCUCCUUUACAAUGAAAUACCUCCUUCAGAAGAUAGGAACUGUCUACGCAAAGCUCAGGUGCGAGCACUCGACCAGUUGGAGAAUGAUAUUUGGAAUAUGGCUUGCUUUCAUAGUGUAAAUCUCUACCGCGCUAUGACAAAUUCUGCAGAAUUCAAGCACUUUUUUAACUACGAAAGGGUUCUUUCAUUCUCACCGUGUAUACCAAUGCAUGCAGCCAGAUGCCGAAUAAGUCAGAUAUAUCAGAGAGAUCCGUUGGCAUGCUACCUUCUCCACCUUGGGAGACUUGAGGUUAGGAUGUGCCAGCAAUUUGGGGAGGCAGGCCUUGUUGCAGCCUUGGAACACCAUCUCCAAAACAAUCCUGGGGAGCUGAAAAGAGUGAGUCCUGAUAUGAUGCGCAGCAUCAGCACCAUAGCCGCCGCAAGCGAAGCUACACAUCAUUUGAAACUAUUUAGGCACAGCUCGUCAUGGACUCGGAUGAGGGAACGGGACGAAGACGAAAUGAUCGCCCAUCAGGAUUGCGCAAACUGCGUGUAUUGCAGACAGGAGAACCCGAAAGCACAAUCAGAACCAAAAUCAAAAAGAAGAUCAGAAUCAUUUGAAGAGGUCGGAAAGCUGUUGUUGCGUGACUUUUACAAUAGGCCCCCGCCGAGUGGCCCCAAAAACAUGGCUCGACUCCAGGAAUCUAGGUAUCAACGACACAGUAUAGAAUUGUUCUGGGAAAGCAUGCGUAAGGGAGUGAGAUGUGGUUUCGAGGAACGGUCUCUCCGGUACGAGACAACCCGCAGAACAAUUGCUGCCCUGUCAGUGCAUCUCACUGCUGAGUACGAAGAGGCCAUACAAAGGGAAGAGGCGUCCUUCGCAGAAAUUGCCGGGAUAAAGCCCGAACCAAGCCCUUUCGUGCAUUUUGGCUGUUCCAGUUCCGGCAACUACAACCCAGUCCUCGAACUGGCGGCUCAUUCGGACAAAAUCAAGACCAGGGGCACUGAACGCGUUGGUUCAGAAUCUGCCAUAGAAGAUAACGGCACCACAGAGAAGCCAACGGUCAAAAAGAGAGCAGUUCCAAAACAACAGCUUGAGAUAUUCCAUCUCAUUUUCCCUGUUUCUUCUGAAGAAAGAUGCAGAACGAUCAAGUGGGAUGAGUUCGUGCACUCCAUGAACCACGCCGGCUGCGUAGUAAGCAGCGGGGGCGGUUCGGCAGUCCGGUUCGAAUUGCAUAGCACAGCAGACGACCAAGGCACCACGACCAGCAAAACCAUUAUAUUCCACCGCCCUCACCCGGUUCCGAAGAUUGACCCCAUCAUGCUACGCUCCGAGAUUGGCCGCCGGUUGACCAGGCGGUUUGGUUGGACGAGAGAGCAUUUUGUCCUGGCUGGUGAAGACCAAACUCCAGGCGAGACGACGAUAACUACGGGGGAACAGCUUUAG
Molecule: messenger RNA, 2661 nt
Organism: Metarhizium acridum CQMa 102
Lineage: Eukaryota; Fungi; Ascomycota; Sordariomycetes; Hypocreales; Clavicipitaceae
Source: RefSeq, a predicted model, not a curated record